AUGAUAAUAUUUAGUAUUUCAGCACGACGCGCUGAGUUCGCACAUACGGCUGCUUUUUGCAAUACAGUGACGGGUAGAAAUCGAAACUAGAAUGAAAGUCAAGUAUUUCAUUUUGCUGUUGUGCUUUGUAGGCGAUUUGUCAGAUGCUCAAAAUGAUGUUUUAGAAACAUCAGGUAAUACCCACCCCUUCAAGAAAAUUGGCGGAAAGUACUAUAUAGUAUUUACUGGUGCAAAGAUGAAUUGGUUUGCGGCCGCGCACCUCUGUCAAACAUAUAACAGUGAUUUAGCCACAAUCGAUUCUGAAACCGAAUUGAACGAUCUCAACUUUUAUUUGACCUCAAAUGGUCAAAUAGGUAAAUUCUUUUGGUUUGGUGGCACCGAUUUGGCAGAAGAAGGCAGAUAUGUCUCACUCAGCACUGGACGGCCUAUGAUUUAUACGAAAUUUGCUGCCGGACAGCCAGACAAUUACCAAGAAGAGGACUGCCUUCACCUUCAGGCUUUUAAUAAUAUAUUUUAUAUGAAUGACUAUCCAUGUACAGGAGAUGGUUAUCCCAUUUGUGAAAUGCGAAGAAUGUCUAAAACGUGUGCCCAAGACACCUGUGAGGAUAUUUCUACGAGCUGUGCUUUAAAGACACUCGUUCAAGCGUAUUUGAGAGCGGAAAAUACCUUUAGUUGCAGGGAGUAAAUAAAGUACUAUAAUAUAUACUAAUGACUUCAGUUUUAGCUAAUUCCAUAAAAUCUAAUGCAAUGGGAACGUAUAAAUCCAAAUAAAAAUUAUAAUUGCGAACUUUUAAGCAGAAUCGAA
Molecule: messenger RNA, 805 nt
Organism: Bactrocera dorsalis (oriental fruit fly)
Lineage: Eukaryota; Metazoa; Arthropoda; Insecta; Diptera; Tephritidae
Product: C-type lectin 37Db
Exons: 3
Coding region: 92-685 (197 amino acids)
Source: RefSeq, a predicted model, not a curated record